CCCCAGAAUAAAUCGAGCCAAUCCGCCCGCCAAUUCCAUCAGUUAAAGGGUUGGAACCGCGGUAUAAGCCGGAGAGAACCAGUUGUCGAAUUGUUGAACAUUGCUAGCCGUGGAAGUAGUUGCACAAUGUCUGGAGAUACUAAAUGGCUUCCUCUUGAGUCUAACCCUGAGGUGAUGACCAAGUUCCUCCGGAACCUUGGCCUGCCGAAGGACUGGUCGAUCGUUGACGUGCUGGGUUUGGACUACGAAUUGCUCCUCACCGUUCCGAAGCCCGUGGCUGCCAUAUUGCUUCUAUUUCCAAUCAGCAAGCGCCAUGAAGACUUCGUGUCAGAGAAAGCAGCAGAAAUCAAAGAGAAGGGUCAGGUGGUCAGCGACAAGGUUUACUUUAUGCAGCAGACUGUGAAGAAUGCAUGUGGCACUGUGGCUCUGGUGCAUGCCCUGGCAAAUAGUCUUGACCUCAUUAAGCUAGCCGAUUCCCCAUUGAGGACUUUCCUCGAUGCCACUGCUGGGAUGAGCCCGGAAGAGAGGGCGAAGUAUUUGGAAGAGUGUCAGGCUUUCUCUGUGGCACAUGAAGAAUGUGCUCAGGAGGGACAAACUGAGGCCCCAAGCGCAGACGAGAAUGUCAACCUUCACUUCAUCUGCCUGGCCAAUGUGGAUGGUCACAUAUAUGACCUAGAUGGACGGAAGCCAUUCCCUCUUAACAUGGGACCAACUUCAGAUGAAAACUUCCUCGUGGAUGCCAGCAAUGUGUGCAAGGAGUACAUCGCGCGGGAUCCGGACAACCUACAGUUCACGGUGCUUGCGCUGGCCGCUGCCAAUGAGUAAGAUCUCAUCCGACGACGUUUUUGCUAGCAGGUAAGAGCCUGCGGAUU
This is a messenger RNA of Ornithodoros turicata, 872 nucleotides long. RefSeq names its product ubiquitin carboxyl-terminal hydrolase isozyme L3-like (gene Uch). Gene Ontology annotation, molecular function: cysteine-type deubiquitinase activity. The record is from RefSeq and is a predicted model, not a curated record. Gene Ontology annotation, cellular component: cytoplasm. Lineage: Eukaryota; Metazoa; Arthropoda; Arachnida; Ixodida; Argasidae. The transcript is spliced from 9 exons. Bases 127 to 825 code for a protein of 232 amino acids. Gene Ontology annotation, biological process: protein deubiquitination; ubiquitin-dependent protein catabolic process.